AUGUUGGCGCAACAGACUCGUUUUUCGCCUUCGCGUGGAAUAAAGAAUCCAUUGCUGCAGCUCCUUGAUGUAGCAAUGUCGCUCAGCUUUGCCUUCAUACGGAUUGCAAGUCGCACCACAUCACAGAACAUACUCGACUUUGAGACCCCACAUGCCCUUCGCAUACACAUCUCGUCCCUGUCUUCUCCAAAUUUCGCGAGUUCUUAUUCCCUGGGUAGUAUUGGUUUGCUCGAUGGGUCAAUAUCCUAUUUAUACAGCAGCCGAGCGCUGAGCAGCCUUGCAUCCAAGAGCAAUCAGAUUGGUUUGAGGUCUCUCAUACAUGGAUACCGCCAGUCCCUAGAACUGAAGCAACCAGAUCAAGCGUCAUCAUGGGAAGUAUGGUAUCAGGGAAAGAGAAUCGACCGCAAGGAUACCCUCCUGUAUGGUCGAUUAUAUCUACCAAGGUCAACUCUUGAAGCUUUAUACAUGCGUCGACUUAGUCCAAAAACGCAGUUGAAAGUCUCUUGUGUAAGCGACUCGCGGCUUCCGAAUGGUGGUACUAUUCUGGCCCAUCUUCAGCACGAUGCCGCAAAACAUUCUACUGAGUACCUCUACAGUACAGACAGUGCUCUUCUCGGUAUCAAGACUCUCUACAAUUUUGGAUAUGAGCGUGAAAUAAAUUCCAUGCGCCCCAAUGAAGGUCUUGACUUUACGCACGCUACUGGAGGCUCUACGCCUACAGCUACUACAGGAGAUAGGCUUUUGAAAGCUAACGGGCGCCUCUCAGCGGGAGCUGAAAUCUAUUACGGCUUGUUAAACAAAUCAGGAGGGCUUUCCGCCGGCCUGCGCUUCAUAACACUGCCUUCACACCCCGGCUUUCCAUAUACCAUGACUUGCACGUUGAACCCUCUUAUGGGCAAUCUUAGUAGCAGCUACUCGGUCCUCGCAAACCGACGCCUUAGUUUUGGCACUCGUUUCGACUUUAAUGUCUAUUCCUACGAGAGUGACAUUCAAAUCGGGGUACAGCAAUGGCUUCGAAAGAAGACCGAAGCUUCAGGCAAUUUGUCAUGGGCACGCGAGAAGAUGGACCUUGCUGAUCAGAGCAACCUAGAAGAUGAGGCUCUAUCCGGCUGUGUGAAGGCACGAAUGGAUCAGCGAGGCUCGGUGGCUUUGCUUUGGGAGGGUAGAUUCAAAGACCUCCUGUAUAGUUGUGGCACGACUCUCGAUCUCCGCAACCGGAACAAUAUGAUUAAAUCUUUCGGUAUUGAAUUGCAAUAUUCAUCGUAA
Bacidia gigantensis is the source of this 1266-nucleotide messenger RNA. RefSeq lists its product as uncharacterized. The coding region runs from base 1 to 1266 and encodes 421 amino acids. Gene Ontology annotation, biological process: protein insertion into mitochondrial outer membrane; establishment of mitochondrion localization; mitochondrial outer membrane translocase complex assembly. The transcript has 3 exons. The record is from RefSeq and is a predicted model, not a curated record. NCBI's taxonomy places the organism in Eukaryota, Fungi, Ascomycota, Lecanoromycetes, Lecanorales, Ramalinaceae. Gene Ontology annotation, cellular component: ERMES complex; SAM complex.